AUGGCCAGCAACUUAGUUUUUUAAAAUUAAUAUCAACAACAUGAAAAUGAAAAUAUCAUUCUCAUUAAUGGAAUCAAAUAUGAAAAGAUUUACCCACCUAUUGGUUCAGGAUCUGAAGGUAUAAUUUAUAAGGGAAUUAAUGUUUAAACAAAAUAAAAAGUAGCGAUUAAAGAAAGCCAUCGAUGUGAUUAAAGGAUGAUUAAUGUCCUUUAGACAAUUUUUCAAAAGAAUUGUAGUCAUAUCAUCGGAAUAUAUGGAUUCCAAUAAACUCAAAAUUAAGGUGUAAUCGUUGUGAUGGAACAAGCUCAUGGAGAAUUCUAUGAAUUUAUGAAGUAUGAUGAAUUUAAAAAAAUGACUUAUGCUGAAAAAAAUUCUUUAUUUAUUUAAAUGGUAAUAGGAGUCUAAUAACUACAUUAAUUGGGAUUAUUCCACAGAGAUUUGAAACCUGAAAACUUUGUUUAUAUCAAAGGAGAAAACAACAAGAUAACUAUUAAACUGAUUGACUUUGGUUUUGCCAAAUAAAUUUAAAAUCAACUGAGAAAUACUUACAAGGUUGGAACACCAUAUUACAUGGCUCCAGAAGUUAUGGGAACUUAAGGCAUUUUAUAUUCUAAAUCAGUUGAUAUAUGGUCUUUGGGGGCAAUUUGGUACGAGGUGUUAGUUGGUCAAGUAUUUUUUAAAUGUAAUUUUUAAUAGAAUAUUCAGUAUUUUAUCCUUAAUUAGAAAUAAGAAGAUAUUGAUCUAUAGAUUGAAUAAAAUUAAUCAAUACAAAACAAAGAAAAAUAGUUUAUUAAACAAAUGCUUCGCAAAGAUCAUUUAACUAGAUUGAAUUUACACGAUAUUUUGACAGCAUAUAACUCAAAUGGAUAGUAAAAAUUUCAAAUUUUCAAGCCUCUUAUUAAUAGGUAAGAGGAGUAAAAAAUUUAAGAGGAAGCUAGGAAUUAAUUAUCAAAAUCAAUUACCAAUUAGAAAUAUUAAGAAUAAUUGGAUGAGAUGAAAAGAGAUUUAGGACGCAAGAUUGAAUAAGAGUUACAAGCAAAAUAUGAUAAACUCUAAGACGAUUACAAAAUUAGAUUAGAGAAUUAAAUUAAGGAAAAACAAAAUGAAAUAAAAGAGUAACAAGAAAAAGCUCAAAAAUAUGAAUAGAAUAUUUAAGAAAUAACUUAAAUGAAGAUAUAGUAAGAAAUAUAAUUUUAAAUUUAAAUGGAUUAGUUUAGAUAGCAGAAAGAUGAUGAAUAUAAUGAUUAAAUUAAAAAACUAAAGUAAGAGGCAUCUCAAGAAAAAGAAUAGAAAAUAUAAGAACAAGUAAAAUAAUUAGAAGAAAGUCUUAGGCUCUAAUAUGAAAACAAAUAUUUACUAGAAUACAAUUAAAAGGUUACUCAAAUGGAAUAAAAGCAAGAAUUAAAAUAUUAAUAAUAAUUAUAAGCAAAAAGAUAAAAUUUGCUUAAUCUGGUGUAAUUUUAAUAAGAUACUAUUAAUUCAUUUAUUAAUCAAUUACAAUUGCAAUUAUAAAAUCUUACAGAUUUAAAUGUGUAAAAUAAUUAAGAAGAUUAAUUAAGAUCUUAAAUAAAUAAGGAAAUUGAUUAAAAUAACGAUUAAAUAAUAAUGAUUUUAUAAGCACAAUAAGAGAUAGAAUAAUUGUAGACUUUGGAGAUGCUUCAAGAAUAAGAGGAUAAAUUGGUUAGUGAAUAGAAAAACUAUGUUCAAUAAUAAUUCAUUGUGAUCAAUAAGAUAUCUGUGUAGAUAAAUGCUAUUGAAAAGUAAUUAAGAAGUACAAUACAAAUUGAGAAACAAGAAUAAGAAAGAGAGCAAUAACUCAAUAAAUUAAAAAAAAUCUAUUAAACACAACUCGAGAGUUCACAAUAGUUUUUUUCGUCCAUUACUCCAGAUAUUAAAAAGAUUUAGGAAAAAAUGUAAAUUUACGAAGAAAUUUAGUUUCAUUUUUAAGAGAAAAGUUGCAUUCAAGAUGUUCUACAAUCAUAUUAGAAAAUUACAUUAGAUUUAGAAAUGUUAAGAUACAAAUAGAAUGAUAUUUGUUAAUUUGAGUAAUUAUAGUAGAUUAUUCAAUAUCAAUCUCUUAUCUGCAAACUUGAAGAACUUUAGUAACCUAUAAGUCAACUAAAAAAAUCUACUUAAAAUACAAUUUAAAGUAUUAAAACGAUUGAUGAAGAGUUUAUUAAUAAACAGCAAAAAUUAAUAGAGGAUUUAUAAGACUAGGUAAAUGAUUAUAUUGAAAAAUUGUAGUAUUUAUCUCAAAAUCAGAAAUAUAGAUAAGAAAUUAAAAAAUAACUUAAUCAGCUUGAAGAUUCAUAGUCUAAGUCAGAAUAUUUAAAUCAAAUAUUGAAUCACGGGAUAUUUUAGAAUUAUUAAGAAUUUAAUUAAGUUUAUAACUCGCUUUGGCAAUAAUUAUAAAAUUCUUAGAAAUACCAUAAUGAUAUCAGUGAAUAAAUUUAUCAUGAUGAAUAAAUUUAAUUAAGAAACGCAUAAAGAAUAAAAGUAUUUGAAACUGCAUAAACAAAAUUAAAAAACUCCAUAGAUAAAUUUUAAAAUUUACAAAAAGACUUUGACAAUUUAUUUAGCAAUUAAGGUUGUAGAGUUGCUUCAAAUAAGAGUGUGAUUAACAAAAAAUUUGAAACAAUAAAUUAAAAAAUAUCUGAGUAUGAAAACUUAUACUAGAAAUGCUAAUAAUUUGAUAAAUAAGAUUCCUGUGAAAUCUCAAAAAUUAACAUAAAUGAAUUGGAAUAAGUUUAGGAAAAGUUAAAGUAAUAAGUUGAUGAUGAAACAGAACACUUAACUAAAUUACACUUGUUAAUGAAAGAGUAAUAAUCUUGGGAAUAAAAUAGUCAAUAAGAAAGAGAAUUAUAUCAAUUAAAUACACAAUUGUAAUCCUAAUAUAUGCAAUUCUAGAAGGUUAAAAAAUCAAUUAAAAUUGAAUGUGAAAGCAACGAGUUCUUGAGAAAAAUGAAUGAUAAGAAAGAUUAUCUUAAAAAAACUUUAGAAGACUAAUAGAAUGCUUUGAAUAAAAAUUUUCAUGAUUUUAAUGAAAACGAGAAAUUAUUUAAGGAAAAAUUUUAAGAGAUUGAGAAUAAAUAAGGGCGUUUCAAAAAUUAAACGAAAGAUUUGCUUGUUCAAUUAUAAAAAAUUUGCUAGAAAGCAGGACAAGAAUUGGAACUUCUAAUAAAUGCAGUGAAUUAAAGAAAACAAAUAAAUUUCAUAACCAUGGAUAUUGAACUAGUUGAAACUUACGAAAACUUAUAAAAAUAAGAUCUUGAAUUAUUAGAAGAAAUAUAAAUAAAUAGUAAAAUGUCUAAUUAAUCAUUAAAUCCAUCAGAAUUAAAUUAGUUAAAAGUAUAGAUUUAAAAAGUAAUUUCUAAAUUAAAUGAAUUAACUAAGAAAUUACCCUCGAAUUGUGAGAUUCAAGAAUUCAAUAAUAAAUUUAAAUCGAAUUUCGAAUCUUAUUCUAUAUUAUAUGCUUUAGUUAAUUACAUAAAGUAGUUUCAUAUCACAAAAUAUUAUGAGAGAAUAAAAGAAUAUGCAAAUAGGUAAAAAAAGAAAUAAAUGAAUCAAAGCAACUAUAUAAAAAAAUUUUAUGAAAAAUAAUCGCAGGAAUUAGAGCAGAAUACUAUAAAAGAGAAGAAAUCUUAAGAUUUAUUAUAGAGAUACAACAAUAUUUUGUUUAAGGAUUAAAUUAAAAUGAUGAUAGAGGAUAUGGAAGAAUAACAAUAAUAGAUGGAUUAAACUAUCUAAGAGCUAGAGUUGUAUAUUAAAUAAACCUCUAUGGUAAAAUUAAAGGGUACUAUAAAAAAUUAAGAAACAAUAAAACAGCUCUUUAACGAUGAAUGCUAUAAAAAGAGAAGGUUUAUUUAAAUUUUAGAAUUUAACAUAAUAUUUCCUAAAAAUUGA
This is a messenger RNA of Paramecium tetraurelia, 3903 nucleotides long. RefSeq lists its product as uncharacterized. Gene Ontology annotation, biological process: protein phosphorylation; mitotic DNA damage checkpoint signaling. The record is from RefSeq and is a predicted model, not a curated record. Gene Ontology annotation, cellular component: nucleus; cytoplasm. Gene Ontology annotation, molecular function: ATP binding; protein serine/threonine kinase activity. The transcript is spliced from 3 exons. NCBI's taxonomy places the organism in Eukaryota, Ciliophora, Oligohymenophorea, Peniculida, Parameciidae.